Messenger RNA from Penicillium samsonianum, 1218 nucleotides. RefSeq names its product Auxin Efflux Carrier superfamily. Gene Ontology annotation, biological process: transmembrane transport. The transcript is spliced from 3 exons. Gene Ontology annotation, cellular component: endoplasmic reticulum; membrane. The record is from RefSeq and is a predicted model, not a curated record. Bases 1 to 1218 code for a protein of 405 amino acids. Lineage: Eukaryota; Fungi; Ascomycota; Eurotiomycetes; Eurotiales; Aspergillaceae.
AUGUGCUACGGUUUCGCUGCUCGUCGGCUCAAUUUGAUCCACGAGACUACAAUCAAUGACAUGAUGGGUUUAGGCGUGAAGCUCCUCCUACCGGCACUACUCAUCGUGCAUCUCGGCGAGCAGCUUCAUCUCGGGACAGCGAUGAACUAUAUUCCAGUUAUAAUCUGGUCAGUCCUCUACACGUCUGCAUCGAUUGGCCUUGGGCAUUUCCUAUCGCGGCUGCUUGGCCUACCUCAAUGGGUUACACCGGCUUGUUCGUUCAACAAUACUACAUCUCUCCCCUUGUUACUCCUCUACUCCCUCCAGAGCGUAGGAAGUCUAAAACUGAUCCUGCGCCAUGGCGAAACCACAUCCUCAGCAAUCGACCGUGCUCAGAGUUACUUCCUUGUCUGCGGUGUGAUCAGUAAGACCAUCGCAUAUAUCGUCGGACCGAGGAUGUUACAAGAUCGCGGAGAUGGCCUUAGUAGCCUAGAGGAGCGACAUCGUACCGCAAGCAUACUAGCAGAGGAUGAGCAACUCACCGAAGAAACCUCUCUACUCCCGCAGCGCGCCCAACAAGCCCGAACAUCAGCCGGGAACCUGAUCCGGCGGUCGACGCACUGGCUGGGGUCAUUAUUCCCACACCGGGUCAAGCAAGAACUCCUCGCACCCUUCGAGUCCCCAUUCGCCGACGUGGCAAUACUCUGCACUAUUAUCGGCACGGUGCUGGGACUAGUCCCCUCGUUACACAAAGCAUUCUUCUUCGACGAGGAAGAUGGCGGGAUAUUCAAUGCAUGGCUGACUUCGAGUAUCCGCAACAUCGGCGGGCUGUUUACAACGCUGCAAAUCUUCAUGGUUGGGUGUAAACUUGGAAUCACGUUCGAGCGGAUGGUUGCAGAAGGGCAUUCGGGCCGGAUCCCUGUCAAGGCUAUCACGACUAUCUUUGUCGUUCGUUUGGUGGUCUGGCCGGCGCUGAGCGUUUCACUGAUUUACGGACUUGCUAAGAGGACUCGUCUCCUUGGUGAUGAUCCGAUACUGUGGUUUAGUAUGAUGCUUAUGCCUGCUGGUCCACCGGCGCUGGUGAUUUCGGGGUUGGCGGAAUUGGCGCAGGCGUCUGAGGUGGAAAAGAUGGUUAUUGCGAAGACUUUGACGAUCAUGUACGCCUUGUCACCAUUUAUAUGUUUUAGUAUAACAGGAGCGCUUAAAGCUUCCGAGGCAGUGUUGAAAGAGAAAGGAUGA